Messenger RNA from Episyrphus balteatus (marmalade hoverfly), 1500 nucleotides. RefSeq lists its product as uncharacterized. The coding region runs from base 259 to 1500 and encodes 413 amino acids. The record is from RefSeq and is a predicted model, not a curated record. NCBI's taxonomy places the organism in Eukaryota, Metazoa, Arthropoda, Insecta, Diptera, Syrphidae. The transcript has 5 exons.
AAGAAAAUGAGAAAUAUUAAUUCAAAAUUAAAUUUUUAAAGUGACUUUCAACAUUAGUGACUGUUAAACUAAAAACUGAAAAAAAGUAUGAAUUAUAUAUUGCAUUUCUUAAAAUGGCGCCCAACACUUUGAAGUUGUGUUGGAUUCAAAUGCUGUUGCUAUUAUUCAUACAAAAUAAGAACAAUUUUUGUGCUCAAGAAUUCUUCAAAAAAUGAUGUAGAAUUGAAGCAAAUUUUCAAUUUUUGCUGGCAGAAUAAAAUGAUCAAUGUUCUCGCAGUAUUUCAAGACUUCUCGAAUUCUUCGGCUUAUUACAGUUACAACAAUUUUGUACAAUUUACAAUCGAAGAGCGCAUCUGGAACAAGAAUGAAUGCUAUAUUUUUCCAAAUCAAAUGAAGGACCUUAAAGGCUCAACAUUGCCGGUAUUUUUCGGGGGACCAGAACCAGCAGUGAUUGUCUCAAAAUUAACAAACGGUGACACAUUAAUUGGUGGUUUCGUUGGACAUAUCUUCAAUUAUAUUUCCAAGAAACACAAUGCCAAAUUGAACAGCUCCAACGUUAACACUUUACUUUCGGUCUAUGAAAUGCAUACACUUGCAUUAAAUGGAACAAUUGAAAUAUCAGGGUCUCAUCUGGUAGUUUUACAAGACAAAAUUGAUAUGUCUUCAUGUUCAUAUCCAUAUAUUUUGGUGGAUUGGAGUAUAAUGCUGACAAUAGAGAUAAAAAUUCCCCUUUAUAAGGUGUUUGCAUUUGUGUUUCAUUGGGAAGCUUUUGUUUUAACAAUUUGUGCAUUCAUAUUUCUUUCUGUGUUGCUUGAGUUGGCUACUGAAUUUUCAGGAUCACAACGGAUCGAUUGUUUUCGUGGAAUACUUGGACAGUCAUUCCCUGAAGCACGGAAUCCGUCUUUCACUACCAAAAUCAUUUAUUUGCUUAUAUUUAUGCUUGGAAUUAUGAUAGUUACUUCAUACGAUGCAUUUCUUCAGUCUUUCAUGACCGAACUUCCACGAGAAAAAGUUAUAAGAUCCUUCGAUGACUUGGAAUCGUCUGGUCUAAAAAUCUUUGCAUUUAAAGGUGAUAUGGAUGAGUUAUUGUACAAAUGGAGACCUAAUUUCAUGAAAAGAUAUUCAAAUAUUUUUCAAGUCGAAAACAAUGGAUAUAAUUUUGUAAAAUUUCGAGAUACUUUAAAUACUAAAUAUGCCUUCACAGUAAAUAGUCCCAAAUGGGAAAUUUUUAAAAAUCAACAAAAUUUUUUUGAUCAGCAAUUGUUUCGUUGGUCUGAUGAAUUGUGUCUUUUGAAAAAUUUACCAAUGGCUAUUGCUAUAAAUGAAAAUUCAAUUUACAAACAAAUAUUGAAUAAAUGCAUUUUAGAAAUGCAAUCAGCUGGAUUGAUUGAAUUUUGGAAAAGAAGAGCCUUUUAUGAAUUAACCCUCUACUUAUUUUUUGUUAUAAAGAAAUUGUUACAAGGUUUGUUAAAUUCACUCGAACUAUUAAAUUGCAGCUAA